AUGGCGACCACUGAACAAUCCACUACACAAACCACUCCUGUAACCAGGGCGACGGACCACACCAGUAGCCACACGACAACACCGAGACCCACCGUCACCAUGGAAACCCCUCACACCGUCAGCACCCUCCCCCCUGACCACACGACAGCAUCACCCGAACACACCCGCAUCACUACAGCAGCGACACACAGGAAAACAACUGUUACCAUGACAACCACCACUACAAACGGCAUCGAACGCCCAACUGCACACAGUUCUCCUGUUACCAUGACGACGAGCGCCAAAAGCACCACAAGUGUUGACAGCACUGACGGCAAGUCUACGUCCAGCACAAUGACGUCCACUGGUGUUACCAUGACAACCACCGCUGGAAACGGCAAUGAACACUCCACUGCACACAGUUCUCCUGUUACCAUGACGACGAGUGCCAAAAGCACCACAAGUGGCAGCAACACUGACGGCAAGUCUACGUCCAGCACAAUGACGUCCACUGGUGUUACCACGACAACCACCGCUGGAAACGGGAAUGAACAUUCCACUGCACACUUUUCUCCUGUUACCAUGACGACAAGUGGCGACAACACUGACAGCAAGUCUACGUCCAGCACAAUGACGUCCACUGGUGUUACCACGACAACCACCGCUGGAAAUGGGAAUGAACAUUCCACUGCACACAGUUCUCCUGUUACCAUGACGACAAGUGGCGACAACACUGACGGCAAGUCUACGUCCAGCACAGUGGCGUCUACUGGUGUUACCACGACAACCACCGCUGGAAACGGCAGUGAACACUCCACUGCACACAGUUCUCCUGUUACCAUGACGACAAGUGGCGACAACACUGACGGCAAGUCUACGUCCAGCACAGUGGCGUCUACUGGUGCUACCACGAAAACCACUGCAGGAAACGACACCGAACACCCCACUGCACACAGUUCUCCUGUUACUAUGACGACGAGUACCAUAACCACCACAAUUCACAGCAGCGCUACGUCCAAGAAGACGACGACGACAACUGCAAGUGUUACCACACCAACAGGAGGCGGGACUAAGACGGCCAGCAGUUCACAUGUUUCUUUUACCCCGAAUAAAACAAUCACAGCAGAGGGCACGACGGCUCACCCGGCCGGUGUAGGUGAAGAUGUAGAUGGAGGUGGAGGCGUACCUGGAUGGGGGAUAGCUCUGCUGGUCCUGGCAGCUCUGGUUCUACUGCUGCUCAUCCUGCUGCUGAUAGCACUGCUGGUGUGGUGCUGCUGCAGGGGGCGCUACAGCCACUUCAGUCCCUACACCAACAUGAACCGUGGAGACAACAUCCCGCUGUACACCACACACAGCCACUUCGAGGGGGCCAACGGAAGACAAUUCGACUGUAGUCCUCCUAAGACACAAAACAUCCCAGAUGUCCUCAUGAGGACCAUUGACGAUCAAUCAAUCAGCAAGAAAUGA
Molecule: messenger RNA, 1446 nt
Organism: Scomber scombrus (Atlantic mackerel)
Lineage: Eukaryota; Metazoa; Chordata; Actinopteri; Scombriformes; Scombridae
Product: mucin-5AC-like
Exons: 3
Coding region: 1-1446 (481 amino acids)
Source: RefSeq, a predicted model, not a curated record